AUGACUGAAAACCAAUCUAAGCCAAUUGAUUCUUUUGGAUAUCAAAUAAAAUUAAUUGAUACCCAAACUGAACUUGAACAUACACGUGCUAUGGUUGCACAACAAGCUAGUGAAAUUAUUCGUUUAAAAAGAAAAGAGUCUCAAGUCAUUGACUUAGAAAAGGAAUUAAACCAGUUAGAGUCAUUUAUGAAAGAAACAGAACAACAAAUGAAUGACAUUAAUUUAGGAAAUGAAAAUGAUAGACAAAGAUUAUUAGAUGAUUGUCAAAAGGUUAAACUAUUUUUUGAAUCACUCCAAAGCCAAGUGGAUACUUUUCAAUCAUUAGAGAGUCUUACUAGUUCUGUAUAG
Molecule: messenger RNA, 348 nt
Organism: Entamoeba dispar SAW760
Lineage: Eukaryota; Evosea; Mastigamoebida; Endamoebidae
Exons: 1
Coding region: 1-348 (115 amino acids)
Source: RefSeq, a predicted model, not a curated record